This is a messenger RNA of Umbelopsis ramanniana AG, 706 nucleotides long. RefSeq lists its product as uncharacterized. The transcript is spliced from 2 exons. Lineage: Eukaryota; Fungi; Mucoromycota; Umbelopsidomycetes; Umbelopsidales; Umbelopsidaceae. The record is from RefSeq and is a predicted model, not a curated record. Bases 145 to 510 code for a protein of 121 amino acids.
CCUAGAAAGCUUAUUUUUUUUUUUGUUUCCUUGUGGAAUUCCCUCAGCUCACAAAAUUAACCCUAACCCUAUAUUCUUUACUGAAGCUCACGCUACAUGAACAGUUAAUACUCAGCCUUCUUUACUGCUUGGUAUUCGGCUCAAAUGACGGAGGCAAACAUGAUUCGAGGACAUCGCAAGCAGUCAGUCUUGCUUACGGAUGCAGAAUUACUUGAAAUGCGAGCAAGACAAAGAACCUUCGAGGGGGCAUAUUGGAGAACUGCUAUCAUGGCAGUAUCGACUGGCCUACUUAUUCUCAAAGUGUUUACCAAAGAGUUUUACAAGAUAGGCAUUACCUUUUUUGUGUUUGGCCUGGUCAUGCUGGGUAUCGCUGUGUUGCGACGACGAACAGCUGGCGAUGUGUUUGAUCUCAGUAUACCUUUUCAAACCAGUGGAAACUGGGUGUUACUGACAACGAUUGUAACCCUGGUUACUUACAUUAUUUUACUAGUUUUAUUGCUGAAAUUAUAGCACAACUUUCAUAAUCCCCCUUGCAUAAUCAUAUAAAUUUAAUUCUUCACAAACCCACGUUUUUGUACAGUUCACGUAGCUGUAGAUAGACGCAUUCGACUGGAUGAUAUAUGGACCUGAUGACAUCCCUUCUUGCGUUAUAAUAAAUCGUUACAAAGAGCAAAAAUUGAUAAUGCCAGGCGGAGGUCCGUGGCAG